Toxorhynchites rutilus septentrionalis is the source of this 1269-nucleotide messenger RNA. RefSeq lists its product as uncharacterized. The record is from RefSeq and is a predicted model, not a curated record. The transcript has 3 exons. Bases 462 to 1013 code for a protein of 183 amino acids. NCBI's taxonomy places the organism in Eukaryota, Metazoa, Arthropoda, Insecta, Diptera, Culicidae.
CAGACAAUACUCCUAGCAACACCGAUUACCUCCCCAACAUCAGUCUCGCCAAUAUUUUAUCUUGUGGCAUGUCAAACAAAUCUCCCGAAAGAAGUGUGCCGACAUACUUAUCUCACAGGGAACGCGCGUACUCUGCACCUUAAACGCAUCUUCAUCAUCAUCAUCAUCAUCAUCGAUCGUCUGCAAAAGAUAGCCUGUAAAACAAAAACAUACCUCCGACGAAAAAUGACCUAAGCUGCAGGUAGUAGAGCGCACCCGAUGGAGGUAGACUAUACAACUACUAUAAAAUUAAAAUUCGACAGUUGUCACCAUCGCAUUAGUGCACUGCUCGCCUCUCAGUGAGAUUUGGUCCUUUCUCAAAGCAUAGUUGAAUCGUCGAGUCGAGUCGAGAGGAACCUUCCUCGGUUUGUGUCCCCGCGUGGUAUCUAUAUUUCGGGGUGUCGUUCUUUUAGACUCGACCAAUGGACGAAAAACUUAUCCCACGUGUGGAUGUUGUUUAUCUAACGUACAAUUGCGAACGGUUACAACCUUCGAUUUCGCUAGAUAAUGUGUGUACGAUAAGUUUGUACGAGCUGAGAAAGCAUCGUGAGGCAAAGAAAAAUCAACAAACAAAGAUGAGCAUCGAUGCCUAUAAACAUUACAAAUGGUACAACUCAGUUCUAACGGAUCUACUAAAAUCUCGUGGCGGUCCCGAAUCAAUGCUAAAAACCUUCCACUGGUACAUCGAAUCAUCAAACGUGGAAGCUUUUAAAGCGAAAGGGGUCCUUUUCGAGGCGGUCUCGCUGAUCAUCUGCGAGGAACUUGAACAUUGGUAUUGUGCGAAACAAAAUGAGAGUUUACACGGCAGCCGUAUCCGAAUUAGCAAUAGUCCGAGUGAUUGCGAGUCCGUCCGUCGAGCCAAAGUUAGAUUAAUCGAUUGUAUGAACUCACCAGAAGUGCCUCGUGCCACCAGCAGGAACCAAAGAAACGGCUGUCCCAGAAGACUAUCGCUCGGUACAAUUAUCGAGGAGUAGAGUAAUGACGGAAUCGGUGAUAUCUACCAUAACAUUGUGCAGUGUUGACAUUGUAACAGUAUUUUAUUUAUGUUGCACGAUCUAAAAUUUCAUACCGUUUUUUCGAAGGCUUUUGCCUUCAUUUAGAGUUUACUCUAUUUAGCUAAUUCAUAUUGAAAAAAACUCAACUUCUGAUGACCAUAAUGGGAAAAUAAAAAUAACAUAAUACUUUUGUACGAAAGAAAAUUAUUCAACACAUAUAGAGCAAUCAAAUAAA